AUGUCAACCAGAGUCGCGGAAUGGUGCUCUCUACAGCCAUCAGUGAGAUCGCGAGAUGAAGCUUUCCCAGUUACUUUACUUCCAUUGCUGCCAAAUGAGGCUGUGGAUGAGUCCUCCUCAAUAAUCGAAUGCUCGACAUUGCUGAACGUUUCUUGUCUAAAGGGUCUGAAAACGCGAGAUGGCUUCAAUUCCCUCAUUGAUAGCUACUCACGCUGGAUCAUGACAGUGACAGAUCAAACGCACAUCGCAUUUCUGAUUACUGAGUGGGAGGAAGGACCGGUGCCCAAAUGUGCAGUUGUGUCAGCACAACGUCAAUCUGAAUACGAAAUCCUGGAGUGGGCCGCAUACAAGACUUCUUCGGAAGACCUUACUCCUGAGGAAGAACGUCUGGAAUUCUCUUUAUGUCUGAGCCACAAACCAGCAAUUGAAAAACUCGUGAAGGAAACGGCAACUUCCUUUUGGGAAAAAGCGCUCGAGGGAUUUGCCGGUCUCAAUGAGAUUCAAUUCCCAACACUCUCGGGGAUGCGGGCCCGCGAUUCGACUACAAGCCCCGCGUGCAUAACAAAAACCCUUGAUAUUAAGAUAUCAUGGGAACGAGUUGAAGAUCUCGCCCAAAAAUUUGGUCUCAGAUCUGGUAUCUCUGUGGUCCGCGCGGCCUUUGCAUACACGCUGGCUGAAUAUAUGGAGACAGACAGGAUCAUCCUGGGAGACCAAGACCUCGCAGACAUGAGCAGAGAAAACUCGGUUAAUCUGAUCCCAUUUCGUGUUCUCUUGGACGAUACCUCUGAGACCAUUUUACGCCGCGAUGAAGAAUUUGUACCAUACAAUGCCCUCUUCGCGUACGAGCAGAAUGUGGUCCCGGAGCAAGAUCGGAAAUCUUCCCACGACGCAUCCCGGUCUCUUGCAGCCCCGAUAGAACUCAUUCUUCGAAAACUGGAGCAGGGCCAGCCAGCCUGCACACUAUCUUCCGGGUCUCUGCUGAUGGAUCUGUCUCAUUUGGAGCUUGUGCUACAACAGAUAAAUUCUUUGAUUGCCGCAAUGUGUUCUUCUCCCACCGAGCGGAUCCGAGAUCUCGCCCAGCUAUUUCCAAAGGAACUUCUGUCUCUUCACUCCGCCGCUGCGAGUGACAACCUCCAAAGAGCCCCAUUACUAUCACCAGCUCACUGGGUCGACAAAUGGGCUGCUUAUAACCCGUCUUGGGUCGGACUUGAAAUUCUCGAUGCAAUCAGUAAGGACAAUACCGUAUCCCGGACAUGGACAUAUCGCGAUCUUUCUCAUACCUCCGAUCAACUUUGUACAUGGCUCGCCGGCCACGGGUGGUGCAACAGAUCAAUAGCAGUCUGCCUCGAUCGCUCAUUCAUGGCCUACUGUCUAGUGCUGGCCAUUUGGAAAAGUGGCAACUGCUAUGUGCCAAUCGCCGAAGAUCUUCCAGUGGCGCGCCAGCUCUUCCUUCUCUCAGAUAGCGGAGCGACAGCUUUUUUUGUCGACAAGUGGGCCUCGAAAAGCCUUCUCUCCCCUGAAAACUGCGAGGUGAUUGAUAUAGACGGCCUCGAGCUCCCUGGUAAUCCUGAUGUGGUCGACAAAAUUUCAGUCAACCCGAAGCCGUCGGAUGACUGCUACCUUCUUUACACUUCUGGGUCCACCGGAACGCCUAAAGGAGUGCUUGUUAGUCGUGGAAACCUAUCCGCCUUCACUGAGGCGCAGUCGGAAUAUAUCUGUCACGAAGUGCCGGAUACCCCGGGAUUGAAGGGAACAGGCAGCUAUCUUGCGCAUGCCAGUCGAGCCUUUGAUGUGCAUAUUUGUGAGAUGGUUCUGGGAUGGAGGCAUGGCCUUCGCUUGGUCACAGGUCAGCGAGAUAUGCUUCUGGAUAAUCUCUUCUUGGUUCUGAGUUGCUUGAAAAUCACCCAUGCUGGAUUUGUGCCCUCGCUUCUCGAGCAUGCAGAGGUUAGUGCGGAGUCAUUGCCUGACCUACGCUACCUCGGAGUCGGAGGGGAAAAUAUUUCAGAGACAAUAAUUGAACGAUUUGUUGGAAAACAGUCAAUUGCUCUCAUCAAUGCUUACGGACCCACUGAAGCGACGAUAGGAUUCACCAGCCACACUGUGAAACCAUGGUCCACGGUGCGCAAUAUCGGUACCGCUGUGGGAAACAUCACUAUUCAUGUUUUCGAGCCAGAAACAACUAAAUACACGAAACGAGGCCAAGCGGGAGAGCUUUGUGUUACUGGUGAUCUGGUCGCAAAUGGAUAUCAUCGCAGGCCUAAUGCGACCGGCUUCACAAACCUUGAUGGGCAGCGGAUGUAUCGUACCGGAGACAUUGUACGCUUGAUGGCCAACAACUGCAUUGAAUACCUCGGACGGCGAGAUAGCCAGGCUAAAAUCCGUGGCCAGCGCCUGGAGCUUGAAGAAGUCUCCAUUGCAGUUCGUCGAUGUGCACGAUUUCCAGUCCAAGUGACUUCCAUGGUGACACCUUCGCCAAUUACGAAACGACCCCAACUGGUUUCUUUCAUCAGCCCAAUCGGGGGCAGACCAUAUUCUACCGGUGUAAAGGUUAAGUUUCUGAAGGAUCGAUACCAAGAGUGGGUGCCGAAGAUCUUAGAAAGCUGUCGUAUCGAGCUGCCAGCAUAUAUGGUACCAAGUGUUCUUCUUCCAGUUUCCACCAUACCUGUCCAGAUUUCAGGAAAAGCAGACAAGCGUCAUUUAGUGGCGCUGUAUGAAAGCAUUCCCAUCUCUGAUUUGCUAUUAGGGCCCCGGGAAACUGCAAUGGCGGACCUAGAGUCCAUUUCGGAGUUAGAUGCUGCACAUUUGACAGCUGAGCAGAUGAAAAUUCGGGAUAUCCUUUGUACUCUCGUGGAUGCAGAUCAAAAAUCGGUCACUAAGGCAACGAAUAUUUUCCAAUUGGGAAUUGACAGCCUGGACUCUCUCAGUGUGGCAGCAAAACUGCGUCGAGUGGGAUACGUUUGUUCAGCAGCCGAUAUCCUCGGUAAAUCUAUUGCACAGCUCGCAUUAUUGCCACGUUCCUAUACAAUUCAGGACCAAGGGCACAGAGAGAACUUUUCCGAGGCACAAAAAACCGAGGCUUCACGGCGAUUGGAGCAGCUUGACCAAGAGUUUCGAAACUCGCAGACUCAAAUUUCGAAUUCUUGCGUUGCUAUCGUCCGACCAUGUCUGCCUCUACAGGAAAGCAUUGUUUCCACUUCCAUUGGCAGCCCGAUUCCCUUAUAUGUCAACCAUAUCCUGUGUCGCUUGGGGAAGGGCAUCACCCUCAAAAACUUAAAGCUGGCAUUCGAAGACUUAAUGCAGCACAACGAGGUUCUGCGCACGUGUUUCCACAUUGCUAACAACAAGAUUUUUCAAGUUGUUCUGAAACCUCGGGUGGUCGAGAUUCACUGGGAUGAAGUUGUGGUCUCCGAUGAAAAUGUUGCCCGGCGUCUUUUCAACACCCGCCAAACCGAAACUGCGUCCAGCAUCAUCCGAAACAUCGAAACCAAGCCUCCAUUUCAUAUUUUAGCAGCUUUUCCAGUGUGUGAGGAGGAGCCAGGAUGGUUUAUGUUGUCAAUCCACCACUCUAUAUUUGAUGGUGCCAGCAUGGGCUUGCUCGUCAAGCAGCUUCACCAUCAUUAUACCGGGGCUACGUCAAUGAUUGCUUCAAAGGCCUCGACAACUGCAGCUUUCAUUGUGGAAACAGCAUGGGCGGCCAUGUUAGCAAAGUGUCUCCGCCAAAGAGACGUCAUAUUUGGUCGAGUUAUGGAUGGUAGAAGUAUUCCGGUUGAGUCAGUGGAAAAAUUGCUCGUCCCUCUUGUCACUACUGUUCCUGGUCGGUUCCGACUCCCUUCCCAAAGAACAAGUCUUCUUCGGCAGGCAAAAUUGCAUACAGAUGCUAUGCUAGAGUCUCUUCCCUAUCAGCAUACGCCUCUUCGUGCGAUUCAGCGUUACACUCAGGCACCGGGCCCACUUUUCAACACGUUAAUCUCUUACAUUCCCAUCGGCCCUAGGUCAUCUGCAGAGAACAUGCUGUUUGAGAUGGAUAACGUUAUGCCAGCGAAUUACCCACUUGCAUUAGAGGCCAAAGCUGACUCGCAUACCGACACGAUCACUUUGCGCUUGAGAAUCUCCAAUGCUCUCUCUUCCAGUGAAAGAUAUGGAUCUUUGAUUGAUAAAGUUUCUACUCUUUUAAGUGACCUGAUUGCCGAUGAGGAUAUUAUCAUCGACGCCACAGGAUCAUUCGAGUCACGCAAGAAAGAGAAACCAACAUGGGAUGAAACUCAAUGGACCGAGGAUGAAGAGAAGAUCCGUCGGGCCGUUUCUGAAGUUUCUGGUCUGUCAGACUCACAGGUUUCAAAAAAUGCAUCAUUUUUUGCCUUAGGGAUUGACUCCGUGGUAUCUAUUCAUCUGGCGCGCUGUCUGAAAAAGGAAAAUAUCGACGCGUCUCCAAGUGACAUCCUGAGGUAUCCAUCUAUCGGCGCUCUUCACAAUCAUUUCAAGCAACCUCGUGCCGUAUCAGUUCGAAAGGAGGCUCUCGAAAAGUUGCCGGAGCAUAACAUGAGCGCUGAUUUGUUCGACCCAAAUGACUUGAUUGUUGAGAUGUACCCUUGCACACCUUUACAGACGGCAAUGAUUGGCCAAUCUUUGGGCUCUGAGGGCAAGGAAUAUCUUCAUCACCACGUGGUAACUCUUAGUGGCUCAGUCGACCUGGAGAAGCUAGUCACUGCCUGGCAACAUACAGUGGGAGAUGCCGAUAUUCUUCGUACUUCAUUCCACCGCCAAGGCACCAAUAAUCAAUUCUAUGUUGCGGUCCACAAGUAUCCUACCGUCCAAUUGUCGCACCAGCCGAACAGCGCAUCCCUACCUGAAGCCAUCGAAAAAAUAUCCCGAGAGGCGUCCUAUGCCAGGACUGCAGCCUUCAGAGUGCCUCCGUGGUAUGUCACUUUCAUUACUGGAGAAUCCCAGCGAUUGAUGGUCGUCACAAUGCAUCACUGUCUUUACGAUGGCUUUUCUCUUCCACUCCUCUUUUCAAGUUUAGAGAGGCGCUACUUUGGUUAUUCAGAUCCUCUGGGCUCCUUCGCGCCUGCUGCGCGCGACAUAGCAGCCAAACAAGGAACAUCGAUGAAGUUUUGGACACAUGUGCUCUCGAAUUACCAGUAUCCGGGGUUGCCGCUCUCGUGCACCAACAUACCCAAUGUUCGAUGGGCAGAGAUAAGAGUACAAACUCCGGUCCCCGAGUUACAGCGUCGGUGCGUUUCAAUAGAAGUGACCUUACAGAGCGUCGCUCUGCUUGCUUUUGGGCGUUCUUUGAUGCCAAUGAUUGGCCAGCGUGACGUUGUGUUCGGGCACGUAGUAUCCGGCCGCGGCUUCGAUAUCGAUCCCUCCAUGACUGUAAUAGGUCCUCUGUUCAAUACUGUUCCAUUCAGACUGAGGCUUGAGUCUGCUAAUCAGAGUGUCCGUUCGGCUUUGCAAGAUAUCCAACAUUUCUCCCUCAAUUCUCAGCCUUACCACCAUGCAUCUUUGAGUCUCAUACAAAAGGACUGGCGCUUGAAAAACAGAAGGAACGGUUCUUCGCUAUUCGAUACGCUUUUCACAUUCAACAAAUACUCAGAAUUCAGCUCAGAAUCAAUUUUCCAGGCUUAUGACUCGUCUCUCCCACCCGACGCACCUCAUUAUAGUCUCAACGUGGAAUUUGAUCAACGUGCCGACUCUCUUGUAAUCCGGACGAUAAGCCAUGAUUUCCCAGAAAACAAGAACGGCUUAAAAGUUUGGACCGAGAACCUUGCUCUAGGGAUUGAAAACAUCCUCUCUUCUAGUGAUGCGCCAGCUCUCAGCUUCCCCCCCGGAAUUGAUAGCUUGCCUUUGGUCACUAGUCCUCGGAACAAGACAGAAGAAUACUUCGAAGAUGAUCCUACUCUUGAGACCUAUUUGAAAACUCUGAUGCAUGUACUUUCGGAAGUGACAGGGGUAGCAUCGGAAUAG
Penicillium atrosanguineum is the source of this 5964-nucleotide messenger RNA. RefSeq lists its product as uncharacterized. The transcript has 4 exons. Gene Ontology annotation, biological process: amino acid activation for nonribosomal peptide biosynthetic process; secondary metabolite biosynthetic process. NCBI's taxonomy places the organism in Eukaryota, Fungi, Ascomycota, Eurotiomycetes, Eurotiales, Aspergillaceae. The record is from RefSeq and is a predicted model, not a curated record. Bases 1 to 5964 code for a protein of 1987 amino acids. Gene Ontology annotation, molecular function: catalytic activity; phosphopantetheine binding. Gene Ontology annotation, cellular component: cytoplasm.